GGACGCCGGGUUCGCGCUCUUCGACAGCUUUACCAGCAACCAGCAGCUGAAGAAGAACCUCUCGACGGCGGCACUGAGGGGCAUCACCAUCGACGGUGGCGCCGCCGGACGGACGCCGCUCAAGUCGCGCUCCACCUCCAGCUCGCUAGAUGGCGGGCGCGGCACACCGGGCGCCGUCACCUCGCCCAGCUCCGGACUGAACAGCUCCCUGGCGGCCACGCCGUCUCCCAUGUCUCGGCUGCAGUCGGGCCAGGCGGCCAGCAUGCUGCAGAAGCUUAUAGCAGAGAGCAGCGCCGUGCCGGUGGCGUUCAGCGAAGACGCGGCCGGCGGCGAGCUGAACGAGCAGGCGCUGCGGGGCGUCGCCGCCUGCCACGCCACCGACGUGCUGCACAACAACUGGCUGAUAGAGCUGGUCAACUGCCAGGUUCUGCUGAAGGGCAUCGAGACGCGAGGCUACGUCAUCAUCACGUCAUCGAAGAGUCAGAUCCUCCAGCGGGUGCACCGUCCCGUCUGGCGGGACCGCACCCUGGUCAGCAAGACCUCUUGGGUGGGAGGACUGGAUGGGAUGCAGUACUACGCCACGGUCAGCGCCGGCGAGCCGGACCCCGCCUCCGAGAACAUCAUGUGGCUGACGGUGGACAACAUCGAGGAGAAGGCCGACGACCACAUUCGGGAGGUGCCCGACCUCGUCGGCUCAGGCCAGUCGGUGGGCGGCGUGGUGACAGAGACAGUGGGCGGCUGCGCCAGCGCCGACGACGACGCCAGCCUCCAGCUCCAGCGUGUCGUCUCGCGCUGCCGCUGCGAGUUCUUCUACGCCAGCUACGGCGAGGUGUCGGUGGACCCCGACUCUGUGGAGAUGAUCCCGCCGCUGCCGCCGGAGCCGUCCGAGAUCUGGUCCAGUCAGGAGCAGCCCAUCGACGCGCUGACCGUCACCCACCACGACCUCAACGUCUGCACCAACAGCCUGCAGUACGCCAUGGUGCUCGACAUCGUCAAUAACCUGCUGCUGUAUGUGGCGCCGCGCAAGAAGCAGAGUUACGAUCAGCUGCAGCGCAUGAGGUUCCAGAUGCAGCUGUCGAGCAUGGAGGACCAGCGGCGGCCGAUCCAGCAACUGCAGAACCGGAUCCGCUCGAUGAUGUCGGAGAUCCGACAGCUGGAGAAGGCGACGUACCUGCUGCAACGGCAGCGGGACGAGGCGGCCGCCGACCGGACCGCCGCCGCCCGGCUCCAGUCGGAGAUGUCCGACAAGGAGCGGCAAACCCUGGAGAAGAAGGAGCAGCUGACGUCAUCUGCUGAGGAGCUGGCCAUGCGUAUCCACAUCUACAAGGAGACACAGCUUUCCAAGUCGCAGAAACCCACCACCAGGAAGGGCGACGCCCAGGUGGUGGUGAUCCGAACCAACGAGGUGUGCAUUCGCCACGCGCAGUGGCGCCUGACUGAGCCGGACGGGCAGCUGGGCCUGGCCGACCUCGUCAUCAGCGGCUUCCAGUACACCAAGCACACCAAGAACGACGACAGCGUGGAGCACCUGCUGGAGCUGGGCUACAUCAGCAUGUCCAACCUGCUGCCCAACCAGUCCUACCGCGACGUGCUGCAGCCGACCGAGAUCCAGACCAGCAUGCCGGUGGACCGGCAGCGCUCGCUGCGGGUCUACUUCCGAGAGCGGCCGCCAGUGGGCGGCAUCAGCGUCAAGGAGCACCUCGAGAUCAACGUCACCCCCAUCAACAUCGGCAUGACGUACCAGUUCUUCAAGAUCAUGCUGCGCUUCUGCUUCCCCGAGCGGGACACGGAACACCUCGAGGAUGAGACGCCGACCCACCCUCCCAAGGAGAAGCUGUCGAAGAAGGAGAAGAGGAAGCAGAAGAAGGAGAGCAGCUUCUACGUGGCCAUUGAGAAGGACGACGUGGAGAAGAUGAAGGAGCGUGCGCAGAACAACAUGCUGUUUAUUUACAUUAAGGUGCCCGAGGUCACCGUGCGCGUCAGCUACAAGGGCGAGAAGGACAAGAACCUGGAGGACGUGCACAACUUCCUUCUGACCGUGCCGACGCUCGAGUACCACAACGUCACUUGGACCUGGCUCGACCUGCUGCUGGCCAUGAAGAACGACACCAAGCGGGUGCUCCUGUCGCAGGCCAUCAAGCAGAAGCUCCAGAUCGGAGGCCGGACCUCCGGCGCUGAGGAACCGGUGCAGGACGAGGAGGACAAGGCGCGCCUCCUGUUCGGCUCGCUGAUGGCGCCUGGCAGCGAGAAGGAGAAGCCCGCCCGCAAGGGCCUCUUCCACCUGCACAGGAGCUAGCUGGA
Messenger RNA from Pollicipes pollicipes, 2301 nucleotides. RefSeq names its product bridge-like lipid transfer protein family member hobbit (gene hob). The record is from RefSeq and is a predicted model, not a curated record. NCBI's taxonomy places the organism in Eukaryota, Metazoa, Arthropoda, Thecostraca, Pollicipedomorpha, Pollicipedidae.